UGGUCAGUUUAUGUUAUAUGUGGGUUCAAGUAUUUGAUUAAAUUUGUUCUUGCUAGGUUCUGGUUUAAUUCUUAAUUUUUAAAUUUUUGCUUCAAAAUUAUCUUGUUUGCGGGUGUUUUAGAAGUAUUGUAUAAUGGCAUUCAAAAAUGUCUUAUCUAUUCCAUUUCAUUGUAUUUUAUGGAGAAUGCUCUACUUAUUUGCUGGUGCUUCUUGUUGAAAUGCUUGUUUCUGGCUAACCCUUUGUUUUUAUGCUUUAAUUUAGAGUUGGGGUGGUGGGUGUAAGGGCGAGGAGGUUGUCAAGGGGAGAAGGAGCUCCUUUUUUCUUUGAUGCUUUUCGAACUUUGUUCAUUGGAUUUCAAAUCAUAUCAGAACUUGGUCUUUAUCUCCUUAAUACAAGAUUAGAAUACGGAAGGACAAUGUAAGAGAAGGAAAAAUGAAUUGCCUUGGCCAGUAGCUGUAACUUUUUCUCUUUGGAAAACAGAUGGCAUUCGGAAACUUAUGUUAUAUUAACUUUAAGAACCAUAGAAGACUAGAAGUUGUGUGUCUUGGUAUGUUGGCACCAAGAAAGUUGAUGCAAAAGAGGAAGAAAUUAGAAAAUUUUAAAGAUGCAGCUGAUGAAGCAGAUCAAAAAAGCUGGAGGAAUAUGAUGCAGGAAAUAGAUGAGACUGGUUCUGCAGUGGGGGUGCUGAGAAAUCGAAGAGCCUCCAGUGAAUCUCUUUCGAAAGACCAUGUGCUUGGGACUUUGGUUAGAUUGAAGCAGUUAAAGAAAUGGAAUCUUGUUAGCGAGAUUAUUGAAUGGCUUAGGACUCAACAAUGGUGGGACUUCAAUGAGAGGGACUUUGUGAUGCUUAUCACAGCUUAUGGGAAGCAAGGAGACUUUGUGAAAGCUGAGCAAGUGUUUAGCGACAUAAACAAAAAGGGCUAUGCUCCAAAUGUGGUAACUUACACUGCUCUUAUGGAGGCAUAUGGAAGAGGAGGCGAAUACAGUAAAGCUGAGUCUGUAUUUCGUAGAAUGCAGACUUCAGGUCCUGAACCCUCUGCUUUGACUUAUCAAAUAAUUCUUAAAAUAUUUGUUGAGGGAAACAAGUUCAAGGAAGCUGAACAAAUUUUUGAGGAUUUGACCAAUAAUGAGAAGUCACCUUUGCGGCCAGAUCAAAAGAUGUUCCACAUGAUGAUUUACAUGCAUAGGAAGGCCGGCAGCUACGAGAAGGCUUAUAGACUCUUCUGUUUGAUGGGUGAACGGGGGAUACAAAGAUCAACGGUUACUUUCAACAGUCUAAUGUCAUUUGAAACGAACUAUAAGGAAGUUUCACGUAUUUAUGACCAGAUGCAAAGAGCUGGACUCCGACCAGAUGUUGUAAGUUAUGCUUUACUCAUCCAUGCCUAUGGGAAAGCUAGGCGUGAGGAGGAAGCUUUGGCCGUUUUUGAGGAAAUGCUUGAUGCUGGGGUCAGGCCAACACAUAAAGCUUACAACAUACUGCUUGACGCGUUUGCAAUAUCGGGGAUGGUAGAGCAAGCUAAAACGGUUUUCAAGAGCAUGAGGCGAGAUAGGCUAACCCCUGAUCUAUGCUCCUAUACAACUAUGCUAUCAGCAUAUAUAAAUGCCACCGACAUGGAUGGUGCUGAGAAAUUUUUCAACAGACUCAGACAAGAUGGUCUUGAGCCCAAUGUCAUUACUUACGGGACAUUGUUGAAAGGAUAUGCGAAAGUAAAUGAUCUUGAGAAGAUGAUUGACAAGUACGAAGAAAUGGUGACAAUUGGGAUCAAACCAAAUCAAACAAUUUUCACCACAAUAAUGGAUGCAUAUGGCAAGAACAGAGAUUUUGCAAGUUCUGUGUAUUGGUUUAAAGAGAUGGAACUUCGUAGAUGCCCUCCUGAUCAGAAAGCGAAAAACAUCCUCCUUUCACUUGCUAAAACUGAAGAAGAAAUCAAGGAAGCUAAACAACUUGUGGAAAGUAAAGCAAUUGAUCAACUUUCUCGAUUUUCUGAGUACGUUAGUGAUGGUAUUGAUGAAGCAAGCGAUACUGACGAUUCUGAUGAUGAAUUGGAUGAAAAGAUUACUUCGGAGUCUUACGAAGAAAUACAGGAUGAGUUGAUGGCUAAGAAAUGUCCAUGACUAUGAGAUAUUUCUGAUAUCUCUGCUUUCAGUGACACAAUAAUGAAACCAACACAAGUAUUUAUGUUGUAGAUUCUUUGACACAAAAAGGUCCAACCUGCCUAGGCGUGUAUUCAGAUGGUGAGAGAUGUAUAACAUAUAAAGCAGCAAUGUAAUUAAAUUUAUCAUUAGCUUUUCAAUAUUUUUCUGUUCUUUUAAAUUUUGCUAAGUUGUGGAGAUCAAAAUAAAAAACUUUUUGUGUACUUAUAGAAAAAUAGAUUAAAGACAAGACAUUUUUUAGGGUUUUGAAUUUUACUUUCUUGUAUUUCAUAGUUAACAUACAUUGUUGUAUUACAUAUUUGUAUAAGAGUAUUGUAACUAGUUAACAA
Molecule: messenger RNA, 2484 nt
Organism: Amaranthus tricolor (Joseph's coat)
Lineage: Eukaryota; Viridiplantae; Streptophyta; Magnoliopsida; Caryophyllales; Amaranthaceae
Product: pentatricopeptide repeat-containing protein At3g59040
Exons: 7
Coding region: 482-2116 (544 amino acids)
Molecular function (GO): protein binding
Source: RefSeq, a predicted model, not a curated record